CGAGAUGAAGACGGUGAGGGCUUGAAAAAGAAAAAGAGGUCUGUAACAGGCUGCAGGCCCAUCCGCCGACACAAAGACAGACUGCUUCGCCAUGUUGGAAGAAGAUAGCGCCCUUGUCCCUGUACGACCGAGGCCGGGGAAAACGUAAACGCGUCGGUGAGUGUUUCUAAAAACGGGAGUCGAGGCUACGCAGAGGAGCGGAGCGGCGCGGCGGCGGAGGAGCUCAGGGCGGACGGGGAGGACAGCGGCUUCACCGGUCAGCCAUGGAGGAUGCGGCCCGUGGUCGCCAGCGUCUAAUUUGCCACCCGGCCCACGCUCAUUUUGAUGGGAAUUACCGCUGAACGCAAAGGCAAGCCGGGACAACCCACCACCUGACACUUGAGGGGAGGAAAACGCGAAGCGGACCCCCACGUCAAUGACUGUUGCGGCAGAGGAGCCCCCACGGUGGAGUCGGCCGGUUCCCAAAAUAUGACCAGGGGUGCUGGGACGUGUUGGCAGCAAGAAGAUGACGACGGCUUCCAAAUCUGGCUAGAGCCCCCCCGCGACAACCAAAAGCCAUUCACCGACUCAGAGAGGGCGCAGAGAUGGCGACUGUCCUUGGCAUCCCUCUUGUUCUUAACCAUCCUCCUCUCUGAUCACCUGUGGUUCUGCGCCGAGGCCCGGACCCGGGUCAAGUUCGCACCCUCCCACCUCCUGUCACCCCAGACCCACUCAGCACACAGCAGCCUCAGAGGAAACCCAGCUAUUUUUAUAGGAAACUCUACCAAACAUUUGUGGCGGCUUGAAACUUGCCACCAGGAUAGUUUAUCUAAAGACUGCUUUACUCUCGCGAAUGCCGACGACUUGUGCGAGGGCCUUUCCGACAAAGAGGGGACGCGGGCUGUAAAUAUGAGCGAUUUGUACCUUUCCUUUUGUAACUCCUACUCUCUGCUGGAUUUGUUCUACGGGUCGACAAGUCCGGACAAUUUGAACUGCAGCCUCGAAUUGCUCACCGAUGACACCAACAGAUGCAGCGAGUGCGUCCAGGCGUACCAGCGCUACGACCAGCACGCCCAGGAGAAAUACGAGGACUUUGAGCUCCUUACUCAGAAAUAUGAGCCGGGGGCUUAUUCAGUGAGGACGUGCAUGGAGCAGUGCAAGACAGCCUACAAGCCCUGGCUGUGUGCUCAGUAUUUCCCCACCACCCCGCAUUCCUGUAAGAAGAGGGUACCGUGCCACCAGUACUGCCUGGAGGUCCAGCAGAGCUGUCCGUUCAUCCUGCCCGACAACGACGACCUGAUCCACGGCGGCAGCCCCAGCUUCAUCUGCACAGGACUCCUGGGAGAACAUCCAUCAGACAGUGAGGCGAAGUGCUGCGACGUCCGAUGGGACUCCAAAAUGGACAACCCUUCAGGCGAGACACUAAAAAGGACUGCAUCUUCCUGCCAGCCCGAGGGGGCCUCAGUCACCUCAGCUGCCACCCCGAGACUGUGCAGUGGGCGACUGAAGAUCUGCCUGCUGGCCCUUGUCCUCCUACACACUGUCAUCAUCAUUUCAGCCUCCCAUAAUUCCACGUUGGUGGGCGUGGCUGCCAUUUUCUCGCCUGAGGAGAGCGCUUCUAACGAGGAGUGAACCUUGGGGUCGAAUCUGGUGCUUGUAAAGAGUGAUGUCGCUCCGGAGGAUUAUGGCUUUUACAAUGUCAUGGCUGCCAGGGACACAUCUGGCGAGACAUGCAGGAAAUGCCUCUUUGAACCAACAACCACAGGAAGUGGGAGGGUUUUAACUGGAGCUAAGGGUGCUGGGAUUGGACAUCAGCCAAACCGAGAUGUUUGAGAACCACCCCCCUAAAGAACUGACCUCUUGCCACUUGAAACCUGCUCAUUGUUUCUAUUCCAUCCAAAUGUUUUUCAAGCAUAUUGUCCCUCCUCCCCUUCUCUUCCGUCCCUCCUUUCCUUCCCUCCUUUCCUACCCUCCCCUGACGUUUUUUGGUGUGUAUGGAUGGCAGAGGAAAAAAAACGGACAUUGAUGAAGUGUGCACUCUCACUCAUCAUUACCUUUAGAUUUUUGCUGCAUUUAUUUCAGGUGCCAGAAUGUUUUGACAUAUCAAAUGUGUUCCACUUCCUGCUCUCCAUCACCUUUGAGGCAUCUUCUUUCUACCUUGUAUGUGUUGCUUGAGGGCCUGCCAGGACCAGCUGAUCCAUCAUCAUUCAUGUGGGUCUUGUUUCUCUGAAAACAAAAUGUAUGUGGUUCUUCAAUAUUCUAAUGUUAUGCUUGUAUUUUGUCCCACUAGGACUUAUUUUCAACCCCUUUUCGAUGGUACAUGCCUACACAUUUUAGGACCUUAAGUGCUCUGAGACUGGCUCGCUUUCUCUUCUAACUUGUUGGGCCAUUGAGCAAGUUAGGAGCGACGAAGUGGCGAACGUCGUGAAGGUUCGGCUCAUGACUGCGAGGUGUUACAGGAGCCGGUGAGCUCCUAGAUGGGAAGUGGUGUUCUCUAGUUUCUAAAUCGUUCAGUUUACCUCAUACGGUAGUGUCGGUGUUGCAGAUAGGCAGCCCGGUGGCUCGUCUGAACGUUGAAGUAUUUAGAGUAGUCGUAUGCGAGACUGCAGGGACAACCCAGGGACAUUAGAGAACAAAUGCAUGAUGCCAAAACACCAGGGACCUCACUUAUCAGCCAUGUGUGAACUUGAUAUCGGUGCUUGAGAAUCUCUCAACAGUAGAAGCUAAGCCUCACCCGCAGGAAUUUGGACUUAAAUUAACUAUACUGUGAACCAAGCUAGCAUAAGAGCUAAACUAAACCUCCUGAGGGCUAUCUUUAGUGUUAUCUGCAACUAGGUAGCAAGAUAGAUUCUUAUCAAAUCGCAGUGAUAUGAUUGGAUCUGUUGGUGGCUUAGUGGAAGCAGUACACAAAGUUAGCAUCUGUUAGCCUGUAUGUCCUUGGUAGCCUAUCCGUGUAAGUAGGACGACACUUCAACAUUUCCAAACAUUUCUUCAGGCUUUGAUCAUUUCUCUUGCAUUGGCUAUUGGCAUCCUUUUGUGGGCAUCAGCAGAAACUCUGAUAAAACGUGGGGCUUUAGGCACAAAAGGAGAAAUUUCAAUGUAGUGUUAGCUGGCUAGCCAAUGCUUCUAGCUAGCCACCAACAUGCAUGCCACAGACAUUCAAAGGCAAGCAGUUAACAAGACUGUUGAUAUUGCAAAUCUGGAGGGGAAAGUUCAGAUUCUCUGUGGAAAAAUUUAACUAAGCUAAGCUAGUCAAUUAGCUUGAUCCAGCAACAACUAAUGUUAUUAGUCUACCACUUUCUAACUAACGUGUAUUACAUAAGCUUGUUAACUUGCAAGCUAUGGCUUUAACUUUUUCAUACCUAAUUAAGUAGCAGAGCUAACUUCUUUAUCAUCCUUAUUAAACUUUUAAGCUAAUGUGACAGAAAACAGGUGGCUAAAUGCUAACAUUAGUGGUUGUCUGGAUGGAUAUGGCGUCAAAAUCUCUGUUUAACAACUUAAUUGCUAACAGUUAGCUAAAACUAGACAACAGCUAAUGCUAUUCAUCACACAUUUUCAUACCUAAUUUAGCAGAAGAGCUAACUGUUGUGUUGGCCUUUAGCAUCUUUCAAGCUGAUGGUAAUAUUAUUGCGUAGGGGGCUAAAUGCUAACAAUCCUGAUUGUAUGGACAGAUACUGCAUCCAAAAUUGUUCUGUUAAACAACUUGGCUAAAACCAUUUGGCUAAAACUAGACAACAGCUAAUACUACUAAUCACCCCGUUUUAAGCUAACAUUCUAUAAUUUAGGAAGUUAAUUUCUAGCUUGACAGUAACCGAUGACUUUGACUCUUUAAAACAUAAUUAUGAGCAGAACUAACUGUUGUGUUAGCCUUAAGCCACUUUAGCAGUUGUCUAGAUGACUAUGGCAUCAAAGUCCUUUGUAAAACAACUUUUUUGCUAACCAGUCAGCCAAAAAUGGACAACAACUAAUCCUAUCCCUUGACCAUUUUCUUAACUUCCUAGCUUAUGGAAUGUUAGCUGAUUCCUAGUUAGCUAUAACUAAGCCUCUUAAUUCAUGACUAGGUAUCAGAGCCUACUGUUGUGUUAGCCUUUAGCCACUUUCAGGCUGAUGUUCAUAUUAUUUUGUUGAUUUGCUUACCAGUUAGCUAAAACUAGACAGCUAAUGAUAUUACACUAUCAUUUUUAGCUAACAUUCACCAGCUAGGAAGUUAACCUCCUUACUAGCUGGUAAGCUAUGACUGAAGUUUUUUCAUACCAAAUUAAGUAACAGAGUUAACUGUUUUGUUAGCCUUUAGUCACUUUCAAGCUGAUGCUAUUAUUACUGAGCAGGGGCAAUAGUGGUUGUAUGGAUACCGUGUCAAAAUGUUUCUGUUAAACCACUUAUUUUCUGACCAUUUGGCUAAAACUAUAUAAUAGCUUUUUAGCAAAACAUUUCAUAAGCUAGAAAGUUAAUUCCUAGGUUACGAGUAAGCUAUGACUUAGGCUCUUUAAUACCUAUUUAUGUAACAGAGCUAACGGUUCUGUUAGCCUUUAGCCACUCUAGCGUUUGUCUGGAUGGAUAUGGCAUCAAAAAUAUCUGUUAAACAACUUGUCUUCUGUCUUUACUAGAUGACAGCUAAUUCCAAAGCUAAUGUGAUAACAGCGCCAACUUUUGCAUUAGCCUUUGGUCACUUUGAAGCUAAUGUGACAAUAGUUCAUGCUUCUACUUGCCCACCUUUUAGCUAACAUUACAUAAGCAAGCAUAAUUCAAAGCUAGUUAGUGAGUUCAGUGAAAGUAUGAGAGAAUUAAUAAUAAGCUUUAGCUGAUAACUAAUUAGCCUUUAGCCCCUCUCGAGGUAAUGGAAACAUGAUCAAGCAGAUGGCUAAAACAUUAGCAGUUGUUUGGAUGUUCUUAAUUAUCUUUUAAGUUAUUGAUCAAACAAGAUGAAAUGAUAAAGGACUUAAAAAAUCAGGUAUCUGGAUACCCAAAUACCCUGUGUUUAGAAACUCAAGGUUUACAAAACAACAGAGGAAAAGGGCAACCGUAAAUAUUGCUAAUGCAGGAAAUAAACCAGAUUUAGUCCCACUUUUUCUGUUGUGAUCCUUUGUAAAUUAGCUCUCAAUGGGUGACGGAUGGGUGGACGACUUUUCGUUCUUUUACCAAGAGUUCAUUCCCACACAUUGACAACUUGUUCUACACUUGUUUGAUAAAUGAGGUCCCAGAUCUUUGAGUGCCUCUCUGCUGUGUACACCCAAUGAGGCAGAUUCAGGCAAUGGAGCAAUAUAGAAAAAAAAAAAGGAAAGCCAGCGUGAGUGUCCCACUUUGUGGCAUCUGCACUGGCCUUUUUCUGCAUCUUGGAAUUGGAGCGAGUGACCAGCAGACCAAUCAAUCAAUCAAUCUGUCGACUCUUAAAUACCCUUAGGCGAGCUGAUCAACUGCUAUCUUUCACAGACUAGCAAAGGGCUGUGUUAGCGUCAGCGUGCGAGGAGUGUGAGGAGUUUUCAAGGGCUGAUCCAUCCAGUUUUGUUCUUUUUUUAUUCGUAUUUUUUGCAUGGCUGCUGCAAGGAAAGUGCACGUUGAAACAAGAAACAGUCAUAUAGGAAGUAGGAAGAUUUCAGACUCCCCUUUUUAGCUAAUAUUGGACAUGAAUAGAUUUUUAGCAACAAUGACAUGCCAGCAAUUUUAGUUAAACCUCUUUAAUGGAACAAUUUUGUCUUACGUGCUGAUUUAAUUAUCAGUUAAAGACAUAGAGGAGUUCUAAAUUCACCUCUUUGUUUCAGUGCACUCCCAAAUCUUGACCUUACCUCGCUUCACAUGGCAUAGCAACCAUCAGUUUGCUCUUUACACACUCAUUACAGGAAUGGGAUGUCCCGUGGAAAGUCAAGUCAACAUUUGCCUCAGACUUUAGCCCAAAAUCUCUCCUCUCAGUUUACACCCUGAUCCCUUUUGCUUGAUAUUCUCGUGCCGUGUCGUUUUGUUGCUUUGUUUUCCUUGGCAAACUGUGAUGACAAAAACUACAUUCCCUUGAAGACAGCAGCGGAUGUAACAGGCUCACACUUUGUGCUCCGUCCCCUUCGAUCUCUAGCUGUUCACGAUCUGAGUCCUGUGGAUCUAUGCAGAUGAACCCCACCACAAACAAACUUCCGCCUUCCCUUCCCCGACCACCGUCACCACCGCCAACAAUGCCCCCUUGUCCUUUCUGUUGUAAAUAUGUCCUGAGGAUGUGGAAUCCCAAAAUGGCCGCCCACCACCCACGCCUUCCCCC
Molecule: messenger RNA, 6223 nt
Organism: Cheilinus undulatus (humphead wrasse)
Lineage: Eukaryota; Metazoa; Chordata; Actinopteri; Labriformes; Labridae
Product: transmembrane protein FAM155A-like
Exons: 3
Coding region: 469-1611 (380 amino acids)
Biological process (GO): calcium ion import across plasma membrane
Cellular component (GO): plasma membrane
Molecular function (GO): stretch-activated, monoatomic cation-selective, calcium channel activity
Source: RefSeq, a predicted model, not a curated record